UCCCAUUCAUUCACUUGUAUUUAGUCUAAAAUGUCGAAUUCGGAGCAGUUUGACGUGUAAAUUAUAACAUAUUUUUUCUACUAAAGUAUGAUUUAAGUAGUCUAAAUAGUUUUACUCCAAAUAACUGUGACAAGUCUCUAGGUUAGUUAAUUAACGCAACAUAAGAACAAGGCAAAAGUGGCCCGAUGAGGUUCAGAUGUGAAACAAGUAGUUUACCUUCCAUGUAGCAUUUUUGCCGUCUGUAUACAACCCACCCUCGUUUUGCUAAAUUCAGGCUGCUAUGGGAUUGCUAAUUUCAAAAAUAUGGAGUCUCUUCGGGAACGAAGAGCACAAGUUGGUGUUAGUGGGGUUGGAUAAUGCAGGCAAGACCACCAUCCUGUACCAGCUGCUGCUGGGCGAGGCGGUUCACACGCGGCCCACGAUCGGCUCUAAUGUGGAAGAGGUUGUUUGGAGAAACCUGCGGUUUGUCAUGUGGGAUUUGGGCGGGCAACAGAGCUUGCGCUCCGCUUGGAACACAUACUACACUAAUAGCGAGUUCGUGAUAAUGGUGAUCGACUCGACGGACCGGCAGCGGCUGGGCAUCAGCCGCGAGGAGUUGCACCGCAUGCUGGCGCACGAGGAGCUGGGCCGCGCGUGUCUACUCGUCUACGCCAACAAACAGGACGUGAAAGGUUCAAUGAGUGCAGCUGAAAUAUCCGAGCAACUGGAUCUGACGUCCAUCAAGCAACAUCCGUGGCACAUACAGGCGUGCUGCGCGCUCACCGGAGAGGGGUUACAUUUAGGGCUCGAGUGGAUCGCGAGUCGGAUAAAAAAGAAAUGAUAGGCCACUGGUGAAGAUGAUGCGUUAUAUACUUAUAUUGUUAACUUUUAAAUUACUAUUAAAACCGGAUGACAGGAUUCCUUACGUAACGCACGGAAAUGGUAUCUAAACAAGGGGAUAUAACAAAGAAAGCCAGACCCAUGCAUAUAAUUCUAAAUUUGUGUUAACAAAGUGGAAAGUAACUUUUAAAGUUUUCCGUGACAUUAUAUCUUGUGCAAAUAAAAUAUGUUAAGUUUGUAAUGAAAAACUGCGUGUUAUUUUUAUCACUUGAUACGGCGUAGGAUGUCAGUCCAAACACUAUUAAAUAAUUAGGAAUUUUAAUAAUGAUUUGUUGAGUCUUUCGUCGAAGUGGAUUAAUGCAUCUAUUUCACUUCUGAAGCUUGAUCGAGUGUUUAACACCGAAGUUCUGUGUAGAGCAAAUAUGACUGUUAUGCAAUUUCCAUAAGGUACCUUUUGAUAUGCAAAGUGACAUAUGUAAAUCUGUUAAAGAAUUAGAUAAUUUUCUGACAGCAAGAUGUAUCAUAUGCAAGGACCCCAGCGAUAACAACGAAACUGAGCGCAGUUGCCGUUGCCGAAAACAGUCAAUUAGUCUUAUGUCAAUUCUUGGUAUUAGUUGUCAAGCGGACCCCAGGCUUUCAUGAGCCGUGGCAAAGUCCAAAGAUAAAACGGCGAUUUUUGUUUUGAGCUCCAUCGAAACCAGCAACAUAGAAACUAGUUUGAUGUUUUUAAAAGGUACUUAAAUACAAAAUGCAGUAGCUGCAGUAGUAGCAGUUAGCGGAUCCCUUUUUUAAAUAUCUUUCGUUAAAUUUAAAUAAUUACGAUUAUUUAGCAGUGGCAGCUAGUGUGCACGUUGAUAGGCUCGUAAGCCCCCUUUUAGCUUAAUAAUUCUGGGGUAAAAAAAGUACCUAUACCAUCUUUACGUAUGUAACGAGUUAAGAUCCGGAAACCAGCACAAAUUAUCGUGUUUGUCCUUUAUCGUGCUGGAACCGCAGACUCGCCGCGAUACAAGUCUCGUCUCGUGCGACAGUACGGUUCAUAACCCCUCGUUAUAAAUUGUCUUGAUGAAGCACUUUUAGUAAUAAAGAAAGGAACAAUCCUAGGUAAUAACCCUGAAAUCAAUUAUUUAUCGGGAAGUUAUUGAUCAAAUAUUAAAAAAUACAUGCUUAACUUUCAUGUGAAAAUGAACACAUAUAAUUAAAAUAAUUUACACUUCAUGUAACCUAACAUACCUGUGAGGUUUGGAAUCUUGUUAUUGGGUGACUAAUUAAUUACUAAAUGGAUAAAUGUUUUGGAGAAUGACUUAUCUAUCUGUGAAAUGUUUAUAUUAAUGAAAUCUACAUUUGUAAAGCAAAGUUGUACAGUUUAUUUAUUAAUAUUACGCAUCUGUUAUGAUUGGCAAUAUUUUGCAACUUAAGUGUAAUGAAAUAAAAACAUCUAUUGUAAUUAUACAAUUUUAUUUCAAUUAGUAAAUUUAAACAAAAUUUGUACAUAAUAGGAAAUAUCCUUAUGUUUUGUCUUGAUUGUUCUUAGAUAGGUACAGAUAAGAUAAUACAACAAAAACAUCACACAAUACCUAAAAACAGAGUGAUUACUACAAAACACAGGGUUCUUAAAGGCUUGAAUAAACCAUAAGUUAUUUAAAUGAAACAUUUCUUAUUUUCUCUAUUUAUAGUAUUUAAUGAGAUGCCAUUU
Molecule: messenger RNA, 2512 nt
Organism: Cydia fagiglandana
Lineage: Eukaryota; Metazoa; Arthropoda; Insecta; Lepidoptera; Tortricidae
Gene: Arl5
Product: ADP-ribosylation factor-like protein 5B
Exons: 5
Coding region: 281-820 (179 amino acids)
Biological process (GO): protein localization to Golgi membrane; vesicle-mediated transport; intracellular protein transport
Cellular component (GO): cytoplasm; trans-Golgi network
Molecular function (GO): GTP binding; GTPase activity
Source: RefSeq, a predicted model, not a curated record